AUGACUGAUCUCAACUGGUGUACAUUCUGUGAUAAUGCUGUAAGCCCCUUUUCUGAGUCUCUCUAUUGCAGUGAGCAAUGUCUACGUGCUGAUGCCCUUCGAAAUCACCCAUUGUUGGGUUACACAUACCCUGAAUUUACUGAUUUUCCUCGACCCAACAACCAUCAUAACCACAACCACAUCCAUCAUGACACUACGCAUCAGAACAACUCUAAAACAACCCCUUCAUCCUAUUCAAAUUAUUCAUCGGCAUCUGUUUCUCCUGCUCUAACUGCUACAUCAUCGCACACAAGUGGAUCAUCCAUUCAAUUAUCGUCCCCACCCAAGUUUGAUUUGCUCUCCAACUCAACUUGCCUGCCUCCCAUCACUACUACCACCACUGCUAAACCUACCCAUUUCAACUACUUUUCGAUAUUUGAUACCACUACAACAGCUUGA
Messenger RNA from Mucor velutinosus, 438 nucleotides. RefSeq lists its product as uncharacterized. The record is from RefSeq and is a predicted model, not a curated record. Bases 1 to 438 code for a protein of 145 amino acids. The transcript has 2 exons. NCBI's taxonomy places the organism in Eukaryota, Fungi, Mucoromycota, Mucoromycetes, Mucorales, Mucoraceae.